CUCAACAGUGAUUGGACGUCUUGGUCGUUGUGCAAGUGCUGGGUAGACAGUCCGGAAGUGAGGCAUGUGAAGGUUGAGUUAUCACCGGAGAGGAAAACAUGGGUGUCAAAAUCGAGAUAUUCAGAAUGAUGCUGUAUCUGUCUUUCCCCGUCACCAUGUUCUGGAUCUCUAAUCAGGCUGAGUAUUUUGAGGAAUACAUCGUGAAGAGGAAGAGGGAGAUCUUCCCCCCUGAUGAGCGGAUGCAUAGGAAAGAGUUGGAGGACUUCAAGGAGCGGAUGCGAGCGCGUAAAGAGCAGCGGCUGUUAAAGGAGAUGGAUGUGGAGUCUGAGAACUGAGGACUCGGCUGCAGGACGGCUUCAGUCUCCACAACAAUGCAGCUGGAAGAGCAUCUUGUAAAAAACGUUGUUUCUUCCUGAAAGAGGAAAGUGGUUUCAUUGGCAUUGGAGCAUGACACCUCGGAAAUCACUGAGUUGAUUAUACACCCCAAGGGUGUGUUGGGUGUGUUUCCGGGGAUUAUUGAUGCCUGAUGAUGCCUGUUUUCUGUCUGAUCACACUGUCCCACAAGACCAGGACUGAAACCAAGCACUAUCAAAUGCCAUGAUCACUCUGUAUGUUUUGCUUUGGUGGCAGUGUCAGCAAAUAAUUACUUGAUGGUCUUUCACUAAAUACCUUACUGGAUCAGAUAUAAUAAUGUAAUUAUUUAUUUUACAUGAUGUAUGAUAUGUGCAUUUGUAUGUUUAACACACCAGUUUCUAGUGUUUUCUUUCAUUAAAAUUUAUUUGCUUUGUCUCAUGUAA
Myripristis murdjan (pinecone soldierfish) is the source of this 797-nucleotide messenger RNA. It is a transcript of the gene pet100, whose product is annotated as PET100 cytochrome c oxidase chaperone. The transcript has 4 exons. Lineage: Eukaryota; Metazoa; Chordata; Actinopteri; Holocentriformes; Holocentridae. The coding region runs from base 99 to 335 and encodes 78 amino acids. The record is from RefSeq and is a predicted model, not a curated record. Gene Ontology annotation, biological process: mitochondrial respiratory chain complex IV assembly. Gene Ontology annotation, cellular component: mitochondrion; mitochondrial inner membrane.